AUGGACAAACCAUUAAACAAAUACGACGGUAUGAAUGCCUUUACUAGGUUGAGCUACAACGCUGUUACCAAGGCGCUUGAUAUAAGAACCAUGCCUACGCGAACCUACGACUGUCAUCAGGCAUGGCUUUACAAGGAGAUUGACAAUAUGAAAGCAACGCAGUUCAUAACAGCUGCAGGAUUCGGCAAGCUGGAUUUGAUGCUUGGAACUACCAUUCAAAGGUCCCAAGGCCGAUAUGCAGGCUCAGUAAAAGAGCCAGACAUGGGCAUUGUUCCCGAAGGCAAAUAUUUUCCGACUGUGGCUAUCAAGUCAGCAUGGUCUCAGCGUCUCACUCGGUUGAACCAUGACAUUGUGGUUGCCCACUACGCUGUGGCUGGCGGUCGCAUGGCCAUGGUGCUAUCUUACCACAACAUGCGGCUCUGGUUAGUCGGGUCUGCUGGAAAAGUUGAAUUGGUGAUUUUGUUAAAAUGGACCAAAGCGGAAGGGAAUUUCGUCAAGGGAAAAAUUGAGACUUGGGGCAUGGAUUCUGAAGGCAGCGAAGUCUUGUUGCAGCGCGAGGAAAUUUUCCCGGAACCCCAGACUGGAAGUUCGGACCAGGUUAUCCGAGUUACUAGGAAACAGCUCUUCGGCAGCACGCUCCCAGCAGGACGCAAUCCCGAUUAUGUUUUCGGGCUUUCCGUAUCCAAUCUCCGCUCCAAAGUUGCCAUCGCAACGCAGCAUGAUGGUUACAGACCAGCGUCAAGCACGAGCACUACAAACGGCAUUGAAGGAUGA
Messenger RNA from Histoplasma capsulatum G186AR, 774 nucleotides. RefSeq lists its product as uncharacterized. The transcript has 4 exons. The coding region runs from base 1 to 774 and encodes 257 amino acids. Lineage: Eukaryota; Fungi; Ascomycota; Eurotiomycetes; Onygenales; Ajellomycetaceae. The record is from RefSeq and is a predicted model, not a curated record.